Molecule: messenger RNA, 186 nt
Organism: Strongylus vulgaris
Lineage: Eukaryota; Metazoa; Nematoda; Chromadorea; Rhabditida; Strongylidae
Source: the annotation of a GenBank genome assembly
AUGGCAUCUGAAAAAAACGGACAGGAAGCGAUGGACACCGAUACCACAGGGCUAGAUACAAAUUUGUAUUCGCGACAAAUCUAUGCCCUCGGUGAAUCUGCGAUGAUGAAUUUGAGAAGAGCAUCCAUUUUGAUAUCCGGAUUAGGAGGAGUUGGUGUUGAGAUCGCAAAGAAUUUGAUUCUUGGA